AUCCAUCAACCCAUAUAAUUAACGAUCCUCCUUUAAUUCCUUCCCUAUCCUCUUUAGCUGCAAAUCGAACUUUUACUCCCAAACCCAUCAGCUAUCAAGCUAAUAAGCUAAUGGAGUUUCUUGUGGGCAAAUCCAUUCUCAUUACUGGCGCUACUGGCUUCCUAGCCAAAGUGCUAGUAGAGAAGAUACUUCGCACUCAGCCCGACAUAAAAAAACUCUACCUUCUCAUCAGAGCCAAUGAUUCUGUCUCUGCUAUCAAAAGAUUUAAUACUGAGGUAUGUAAUCUACGUACAUAUAAUUAGCUAGCGUUUCAGUCCAUCAGUCUUUUAAAUUUUCGGUAUCUUAUGUUACUUUCAGAUUUUAUGUAUCCUCUUUCGACUAGCACAUGUUUUUAUGAUAAUUUUAAAUUUACUUGUUGCUACUUCAAAUCGGUUAUGGACAGUGAAUUAUUCAGAGUGGUGAAAGAACAAUACGGUGAAAAGUUUAAGGCCCUUGUGGAGGAGAAGGUGUCCCCGGUGGCGGGUGAUAUUUCCUUCAAGGAUUUGGGAAUUGAAAAUGCGGAGCAGCUCCUUGGAAAAUUAGACAUUAUUAUUAACUCCGCUGCAACCACCGUGUUUGAUGAGAGGUAUGAUGUUGCAAUGAGUAUAAAUACAAUGGGCGCAACAAAUGUUUUGAAUUUCGCCAAGAAAUGCCAUAAUCUUAAGAUGAUUGUUCAUGUAUCCACGGCUUAUGUUUGCGGUGACAAAAUUGGAAUAAUACCGGAAAGGCCAUUCCAUCUCGGUGAAACACUUAAUGGGGAUACUUAUUUAGACAUUGAUGAAGAGAAAAAGGUAAUAGAAGAUAAAUUAAUGGAGCUUCGAGCCCAAAACGCAACGGAAAAACAAGUCAGAACAGCCAUGAAAAUUUUGGGCAUCCAAAGGGCAAAACUUCAUGGAUGGCCAAACACAUAUUCAUUCACAAAAGCAAUGGGAGAAAUGUUGUUAUUAAAGUUUAAGGAGAAUCUAUGUGUGAUAAUGUUACGCCCUACAAUUAUUACAAGCACUUACAAAGAACCUUUUCCUGGAUGGAUUGAAGGUGCAAGAACCAUGGACAUCUUUGUAUUGAUGUAUGGCAAAGGAAGAUCAAACUUCAUGAUGGGUGAUCCGGACUCAAUACUCGACGCGAUUCCUGGAGACAUGGUGGUGAGUUCAAUACUUGCGGCAGUUAUGCAUCAUGGAAGUGACAGUCAUAAUACAUAUAACGAUGACGAGUUGAUAUAUCAUGUUGGCUCCUCAUCUACCAAUCCUUUGACAAUAUUGGACCUCGGGAGUUAUUUAUUUCGCUAUUUUACGGACAAUCCCUGGUCAACCAAGAGUGGGAGCCUUGUCAAAGUAGGCAAGCCCAUGCUGCUUACUAGUUUGAAUGAGUUGCAAAGAUACAUUUCCUUUCGUUAUCUCCCAAUGUUAAAGGUAUUAAAGUUGUUGAACGCGAUACUUUUUCAAUACUUUGACGAAAAAUGUGCGACUGUUGAGAGAAAUAUAAGUUUUGUGAUUCGGAUUGCUGAGCUCUACAAGCCAUACUUGUUCUUUCAUGGAAGUUUUGAUGACACCAACACAAAACGAUUGAGAAUGACUACAACACAAACUAGCAUGACAGAUGUUGUAAACUUCGACCCCAGUUGUAUCCAAUGGGAGGACUAUUUCAUCAAUACGCACAUUCCGGGAGUUGUAAAAUAUGCAUUCUAAUUAUGAAAUGACUAGCGAUUGCUCGCGCAAGGCGCGAUAUCAUAUGCCCAAUGCUAAAGUAAAAUUUCCUCCAAUAUGUAGCUACUCUACUAAUGUAAGAAAAGUCCUAUUAUGUAUGAGAUUUUGAUGAGCGUAGGGCAUGAAACAAUUGUAGCCAGAGUAGUUUUUUUAAUGUAAUUUAUUAUAUACUCCUUCUGUGCUGCUAAGAUUGUCUCAUUUUUCUUUUUUGAAAAAA
Molecule: messenger RNA, 1959 nt
Organism: Cuscuta epithymum
Lineage: Eukaryota; Viridiplantae; Streptophyta; Magnoliopsida; Solanales; Convolvulaceae
Source: the annotation of a GenBank genome assembly